AAUGAUGGGAAUGUUGUCAUAUGCCGGGGUUGCUACGAAAUAAAGCAGUACAAAUAUGGAUUUGCAUUGAGUUGUUACCGAUAAAACAUGGAUCCAUCUGGGAGGAGGGAUCAGGGCCAGGGACCUACAUCUCUUCAUCCAGCAACCUUCUUAGAGCGGUCUGGCCCUUCCUCCCGCCAAGCUGUCUCACACAUGGAUGUUCAAGGGUAUAGGCGAGUUGGUUGGAAGACAUGGCUUUGCUACAUUGGGGCAGUGUGUACUUUAGGUCUCCUGCUAUUGUUGUUCAAGUGGCGUCCUCGUUUAGGUGUCCUGGCUCGAUGUACCUCCUGCCCCAUCUCUAUGGCAGACACUCUUUUGCUAAGAGACAGUUAUGGUCAGCAGUAUGUCAUAGAUGUACUUACAGAGGAGAUAGAGGAAGGAAGUAUGGAUCAUGCAGGAGGAGAAGUAGAUGACCAUGAAUGGAGAGACACAGUUCAGCUGCAUGAAGAACAGAAAACCAUACUGCGAUACUACGUGUUUGAGGGCAUGCGUUAUGUUUGGAUAGCCAGAAAGGGUGCUUUCUGCCGAGUCAGUGUCCUCAAUGAAGACUGGACAUGUGCUGAUCUGCAUCGCCUAAAUCAAGGGUUAAGUCCUGCUGAACAAAGCUCCCGGAGGAGGAUCUAUGGAGAAAAUAUCAUAGAUGUACCUGUGAAGUCUUACCUGCAGCUCCUGUUUGAGGAGGUCCUAAACCCAUUCUACCUAUUCCAAAUUCUCAGCAUUAUCCUGUGGAUGUCAGACCACUAUUACUAUUAUGCUGCCUGCAUCUUUUUCAUAUCUGUUAUUUCAAUUGCUGUGUCUCUCUAUGAGAUCCGCAAGCAAAGCACCACUCUUCGUAAAAUGGCCCAACUGAUGGUGAAUGUUACAGUUCGCAGAGAUACUGGAGAGGAGGAGUGUGUGAGUUCAGAGGAACUGGUCCCUGGUGAUUGUAUUGUGAUCCCUACAGAGGGUCAACUUUUACCCUGUGAUGCGGCUCUGCUGACAGGGGAGUGCAUGGUCAAUGAGAGCAUGCUAACGGGUGAGAGUGUGCCUGUGAUGAAGACACCGUUACCGUCCACUGGGGAACAGUACAGUCCUGAAUCCCAGAAACGACACACUUUGUUCUGUGGCACACAGGUCAUUCAGGCUAAAGGCAGUUACCAAGGAGGGAAAGGGGCAGUUGCUGUUGUCACACGUACAGGAUUUUUCACAGCAAAAGGUGACUUGGUAAGCUCGAUCCUUUACCCACAACCUGUUGACUUCCGUUUCUAUCGAGAUGCAAUGAAGUUCCUGCUUUUUUUGGGAGUUCUGGCAUUGGCUGGUACUAUUUACAGCUUGGUAAUUCUUUAUAGGAGCAACACCACCGUGAUGGAACUGAUCAUCCGGUCUUUGGACAUUGUGACUAUUAUAGUGCCUCCUGCUCUUCCUGCAGCCAUCACUACAGGUACCAUCUACGCCCAGCGUCGCCUUAAGAAAGACGGAGUUUUUUGUAUCAGCCCACCCCGCAUCAACGUCUCUGGAAAGGUUUCUCUCUUCUGCUUUGACAAGACCGGCACUCUGACCGAAGAGGGCCUGGAUAUUUGGGGAGUGAUGGAGGUAAAAGGGACUGGUUUCGGUGAGCUUGUUCCUGACCCCCGCCUACUUCCUCCCAGCCCAAUGCUCUGUGCCUUGGCUAGCUGUCAUACUGUGGCCCUUCUAGGAGAUCAGCUCAUUGGAGACCCUCUGGAGCUGAAAAUGAUUGAGUCCACUGGUUGGGAUCUAGAGGAGCCGACAGAUGAGGAUGGACUGAUGACUGAGUUUGGGAACCACAGAGUCCUUGCAGUGAUGAGACCUCCUGAUGCUGAGUCACAGUCUGAGAACACUUCCAUUAAUCAGCCGAUAGCCGUUGUGCGUCGGUUCCCCUUUUCCUCCACUCUACAGAGGAUGAGUGUGGUAACUGUGAGCCCAGGGGGAGGGUCAGCCUUUGCUUUCCUCAAAGGUGCCCCUGAAAUGGUGGCCAGCUUCUGUGUGAGAGAAAGUGUACCCUCUCAGUUUAUCACUGCACUGCGUGGUUUUGCCAGUGAGGGUUUCAGAGUCCUCGCACUUGCCUCCAAACAGCUUGAUGUACAGACUGACUUGAGCACAAUUGAAAGGACAGAGGUUGAGGGGAAACUGCAGUUCCUGGGCCUGUUGGUGAUGAAGAACCAGUUGAAGCCUGAGAGUGCAGGAGUCAUCAGUACUCUGAGACAGGCACAGCUCCGUCCUGUUAUGGUCACUGGUGACAAUAUCCUCACAGCUGUGAAUGUUGCCCGCGGAUGUGGGAUGGUGUCGGCACAUGAGAAAGUGAUUUUUGUCAGCGCAUCGCCCCCUACUGACCACUCACAAGCACUACUACGAUUUCAUCAAGGGGAAGGAGAUUCGGAGCCCAACAGCACUGAAGAGACCAUGGAUAUCCUUGCACAGGGUCUUUACCAGAGUGGGGUCAGUUACCAUUUGGCUGUGAAUGGAAAAUCCUUUGCUGCCCUAUAUGACUACUUUCCUGAUUAUCUACCAAAGAUCCUUAUGAGAGGCACUGUGUAUGCAAGAAUGUCACCAGACCAGAAGACCCAGUUAGUCAAAGCCCUGCAGAAACUGAAUUACCGGGUGGGCAUGUGUGGGGAUGGAGCCAAUGACUGUGGAGCCCUGAGAGCUGCUGAUGUUGGUGUGUCUCUGUCUGAGGCAGAGGCUUCUGUAGCCUCUCCUUUCACCUCCAAAACUGACAACAUCAGCUGUGUCCCCCUGCUUAUCAGGGAGGGAAGAUGUUCCCUUGUGACAUCAUUCAGUCUUUUCAAAUACAUGGCAUUGUACAGUCUAAUUCAGUUCACCUCUGUACUCAUCCUCUACACUGAGAAGACAAACCUGGGUGAUUUGCAGUUCCUCUUUUUUGACUUGGCUCUGGUAACACUACUGGCUAUUGUAAUGGGCAAAGGAGGCCCCAGCAAUGAACUGCCCUCACAGCGCCCCCCUGCCAGCCUGUUGGCACUUCCAGUUCUGGGAAGUCUGCUCUUGCACACCCUCCUCCUAAUCCUUGGUCAGAUAGGAGCCUUACUCAUCACUUUUUCUCAGGACUGGUAUGUCCCUCUUAAUUCAACUGUGUCAGGAGCAGAAAACCUGCCAAACUUUGAGGACACAAGCGUCUUUGCCUUAUCAGGAUUCCAGUACAUUUUCAUGUCCAUAGUUGUGACAAAGGGAUACCCUUAUAAGAAGCCAUUAUACUACAAUGGCCUGUUUCUGGGGAUGCUGCUGAUCUUGUUUGCUGUGAUGGUCUGGCUAGUGGUGUUUCCAGGCACCACCAUCCACAGAAUUCUGCAACUCUGCAACGUCACUGAUAUGAAUUACAAACUGCUGCUGGUGGCCCUGGCAGCUCUCAACUUCUUUAUUUGCUUCCUAGUGGAGGUACUCGUUGACCGAGGUGCACUCAGUUGCCUCCGUAACCUACGAGGGAAACGGCAGUCCAAAAAGCAAUACAAACGUUUGGAUGUUCUGUUGUCAGAAACUCCUUCCUGGCCGCCCCUGGACCAACCCAUAGUCUCGCGGCAGUGCACAGUCAUUGGCCUUAGCUAGCAUGAGCUUCAUGUACUGCACCUAAUUCUUCCUUUCACCAAAGAGUGCCAGAGAUCUGUUGCUAUGACCAAAUAAAACUGUGAGGCCUG
Chanos chanos (milkfish) is the source of this 3686-nucleotide messenger RNA. Its product is annotated as cation-transporting ATPase 13A2-like. The record is from RefSeq and is a predicted model, not a curated record. Gene Ontology annotation, biological process: intracellular calcium ion homeostasis; regulation of autophagosome size; regulation of mitochondrion organization. Gene Ontology annotation, cellular component: late endosome membrane. NCBI's taxonomy places the organism in Eukaryota, Metazoa, Chordata, Actinopteri, Gonorynchiformes, Chanidae. The transcript is spliced from 29 exons. Bases 88 to 3597 code for a protein of 1169 amino acids. Gene Ontology annotation, molecular function: ATP hydrolysis activity; ATP binding; polyamine transmembrane transporter activity.